UAUCAAACGCAUAGUCGUUAACUGUCAGGCAAACGGGGUGCGCGAGCAUUUGUUUCAAAAAAUCUCCAAACGAGAAUCAAACCCGAAGUGAAGAAAUUGGAUCGAGCCCGCUAGGGAGAGAUCGAUCAAAUUGCUCCUUGGUUGUUUCAGUCGUAUAGCGGAAGAUAGACGAACGUGUUAGGUGACGUGGAAAAAGCGGAAAUAGUAGUGAGAAGUGCAUUCGAAAAUCUUCCCUAGAGUGGGUUAAGAGUUGCCAGAGUGAAAAGAGAAAAUAAAACAAUAAAAGGUUUAAAGGAUUCUUUUCGAGUGAUUCUAGUCUGAAAUCUAGGACUUUGUGAUUAUUACAAUAAAAAAAGUGGUUGUGCAAGAAGAAAAUGCAUCGUUUCAUCGCAGUGUUGGCGCUAGUCGCAGUGGUUCAAGCCCUAUCGAUCGACGAUCGCACCGUGGAUGUCAACAUCAACCUCGAGAAGAACUCCAACACCUACUUCCAAAGCAAACUUAAGGAGGGAUCUUUCCAGUAUGGAUUGGAUGUGGUGGAACCGAUUGACCAUCACUUCCAGCACAAGGUCAAAGGCCCGGACGGCGUCACGUACGGAUGUUACGGAUUCGUAGAUCCCGAUGGCAAGCCUCAUUUGACGCACUACGUCUCGGACGUGAAGGGUUAUCGAGUGGUUCCACCAAAUUCGGCCACCAAGAUCUACAUCUCCCGGUUGGAAACAAGCAUAGACAACAUCUACAAAGCAUCCCAAGAAAAGAGCGUCCCGUGGAAGGAUCUGUUCUUCCCACCGGCAUGCAGAACUCUGUACGAUGACUUGGUGAAGAAUGCCGCAGUGACUCAACGUCCCACGACGGCUCGUCCCACAACUCCCAGAUCUACAACUCCCCGUCCCACAACUCCACGUUCAACGAUUCGUGCCACAACUCCUAGUACCACUCCAGCUCCCGUUUCGUUCGAACCUGAAUUCGGAGGCAGCAACGUGCACGAGUCCUUCGUCCCCCACAAUGCCGGCGCAGCCUGUUCCCAAGCUUUCGAUGAGCUCAAGGGGGAACUGCAGGAAAUCAAGUCCAAGCUGAAGAGCCUUAUCGACAGUCUGGCACGAAAGGCAGCCGCCGAAGACACAAUAAAGUCUUCUGGAAAUGCAUCCUACGCGUACUUCCCGGUUAUGUUGAGUAACAAUCUUCCGGAAGGAGUCCCGUUCGGACAGGCAUUCCAGUGUGGGCGACAAUAGGCAGGCUGUGAAAUCGACUUCAAGAAGCUUUACAGGUUUCGAUGAGAGGCAGUUUGAGUGCAAUGUACAUAAUUUUGAAUAGGGUACUAGGUGUAGGUUGAAUGAGUGGGAAACUGAAUGAAUGCUUAGGUUAACUAUGUAAAUUAGUUCGAAGUAUGAAUUAAGAAAUAAAUGUCAAAACUAAUCAAUCUCA
Aedes aegypti (yellow fever mosquito) is the source of this 1422-nucleotide messenger RNA. RefSeq lists its product as uncharacterized. NCBI's taxonomy places the organism in Eukaryota, Metazoa, Arthropoda, Insecta, Diptera, Culicidae. The transcript has 3 exons. The record is from RefSeq and is a predicted model, not a curated record. Bases 375 to 1229 code for a protein of 284 amino acids.